AUGCAGGAAUCGUGGUGGUCGGAUCACUACAAGAAGUCGAAUGGUUAUUUCGGAUGCGAAACAACUCGCGAUGCUGGAAAAGUGACAGGCGUCAGUAUGUACAUGUGUGCCCCACUAGCCGAGGAGACGCUGAUCGGAACAGAUACAUGGUCUUACUUCGAGGUCAAGCAAGUUCCGGAAAACAUCGAUGAUUACCGUUGGGAUAAACUCAACGUUUUUACACGAUGGAUAGCGUCUACCAAUCAGACAUUUGUGGUCGUCUUUGAUCUGGAAUCUGCUAUUCGAGGACCUGUCACAAAUUCGCUGCUAAAGCUCAACCCAUCCCAUCUGGGCAAUCCAUACUGGCCCUAUCCUGUUAUCUUGGAUACGGUCUCAAACCUCCAGGAAUCCGCAGUCUGGCGCAUUCGAGACCAGGUCCGGGCGAUCGAAAAAAACAAACCAGGGCCCGGAACAGUCCCCAGGCCCGAUUAUAGGAAAUUGCAUGACAUUGGCCGCCAUGCCAUACAUGUAUGUGAGACAUUGGAUGUUGCAGUUCAGACCAUCGAAUCUGUUCAAAUGCACUACCUUCGAUUCCUCGACUCCAAACUGGACGACGGCGAUUCCGCAGUUGACCAAGACAUCCGAGCUGGGUUAGAAUUCCAUCAAAGUUUUAUCGCAAAUCUACGCCAUCGCUCAACAUCGAAUGAAAAGCGCUUGCAGAAUGAAAUCCAACUGGCUUUCAAUACUGUCGCCCAGCACAAUGCUGGAACCUCCGUGGAAAUAGGCCGUGCGGCGCAGAUAGACAGUUCGGCUAUGAAAACCAUUGCCUUUGUCACUUUGAUUUUCCUUCCUCCGACUUUCAUAUCCUCUGUCUUCAGCAUGUCCUUUUUCCAGUGUGGGGAAAACGAUGGAUGGGGUAUGUCGAACAAGUUUUGGCUUUACUGGGUAUUUGCCAUCCCAAUCACUAUCGCCACUGUCGUCGUCUGGCAAUACUGGCACAAGCUGUUUCCGAACAAAGACUACAAGAGCCAUGUGACCAGACAGGAGGGAUCUUUAUCAAGAGCUGAAACUGUUAUGCCAAAAUUGACUGUGUAA
Penicillium olsonii is the source of this 1074-nucleotide messenger RNA. Lineage: Eukaryota; Fungi; Ascomycota; Eurotiomycetes; Eurotiales; Aspergillaceae. The record is from the annotation of a GenBank genome assembly.